This is a messenger RNA of Racocetra persica, 2163 nucleotides long. The record is from the annotation of a GenBank genome assembly. NCBI's taxonomy places the organism in Eukaryota, Fungi, Glomeromycota, Glomeromycetes, Diversisporales, Gigasporaceae.
GAGGAUUUAAUCCAAGAUUGAAUUAUAAUCGUUCUAAUACUGAUCCAAAUCUUAUGCAAAAUAUGCAAAAUUAUAAUCCACAGCCAAUUUAUCAACAACCAUAUGCUAAUAACAAUGUUAUGCCUCAGCGUCCUCUAAUAUCUCAAUACGCUAUGACUGAAGCUCAUAACACUAACAUGAACCAAGGAAUGGUGGCAGCAGUUCAACAGCAACAAUUUCCUAGUCAUGCUUCCAAUGCAAACUAUCCUUCUGGAAUGAACAAUCAUUUUCAACAGCAACAUCUGUACCCCACUGUGAAUGCUGGUCAAUCACAAACAUAUCCUAACAUUAGUCAACAUUUAAUGCAAAACAAUUUUAAUGGUAAUCAACAACAAUUCAAACCAAUCGUACAUCCACCAUCUAACAUUAAUGCUCAGCCUAUGGCACCGUCUAACAUGAAUGCUCAGCCUAUGACACCGUCUAACAUGAACGCUCGGCCUAUGACACCGUCUAACAUGAAUGCUCAGCCUAUGACACCGUCUAACAUGAAUGCUCAGCCUAUGACACCGUCUAACAUGAAUGCUCAGCCUAUGAAACCAUCCAACAUGAGUGCUCAGCCUAUGAUAAAUGUAUCCACAACAAAUACUUCUCCACCUUUCCUGCAAUCGGUCCCUAACUCUGGAUAUUCUACCAACAAUACUAUGAGUAAUCUUAAUCAGCAAGGUUUGGGAGGUAAUUUUAAUCAACAAGUUACGGGAAGUAAUCAGUUUCCAGGAAGUAAUUAUAACCAACAAGCUCCAGGAAAUAACUUUAAUCAACCAGUUUCAGUGAACAAUUUUACUCAAGUUCCGGUAAAUAAGGCCAACCAACAAGUUGUAGGGAGUCAUAUUAACCAAGUUCCAGGAAGCAACGUUAAUCAAGUUUUAGGGAGUCAUGUUAACCAAGUUCCAGGAAGCAAUGUUAAUCAAGUUUUAGGGAGUCAUGCUAACCAAGUUCCAGGAAACAACGUUAAUCAAGUUUUAGGGAGUAAUGUUAACCAACAAGCGCCGAUAAAUUAUCAUGUAGAUAAUGUGCAGUAUCAAGGCAUACAACCAUCUGGCUCUCCAAAUAAUAUUUUAAUCGGUCAUUCCUACACUGGAUGCGCACAAAUACUAGACAAAUAUGCUGUUAUCAACAAAGGUGAAAAACCUGCCAAAUGCCAUGCUGGUUAUCACGCUGGAUUAGGUAACAUUGAAGGCUUAAAAUAUCAUCUAUCCUGUGGUGAAAGUAUUACUAGCACAUAUGAAUUUAAAGAUACAAACGAUUAUUUAUGUAUUAUAGUCGCAAAGUAUUGUACUGAUAUUAAAAUGGUUGAAGAAAUUUUUAACUUGUUAAGAUAUCCUAGCGGUCCGUUGAAUGAUCCUAAUAAACAGCCCAAUCUCUCAUGGGUUUCGGCAAAGGGCCAAAGAACAGUGUUACAUUAUUUAUCUACAAAUGCAAAUUUAACAAGUGAUAUAGAUAUUUCAAAAGAAAAAAAGAAAACAGCAGAUGCAGAUGAAAUUUCAGAAGGUCAAACGAAACUGAAUAGGUUUCAUAAUCACAUUAAGAAAGUGAUAGAAUUCCUAGUUCAUAAUAAAUGUGAUAUAAAUGCAAAAGAUGAGAAAGGAUACACUGUCUUGAGUCUUUAUUUGGCCAAGACAACGUUUCAGGCGGGAUUCACAAAAGUUGUUGAAAUCCUAUUGAAUAAUGGUGCAGAUCCAAAUGUUAGCCUUACCGUUAAGGUUAAAAGUCUUAGCAAAGGAUCUAGUGCGAAAUUUGAAAUACCCCAUACGACGGGUAACAACGAAAGUACGAGUAAUCCUGGGGCGGCAGAGGGUACUACAUUUCCAAAUAUGUUAUACUUGGCAAUCUGGAACAGAUGGCCAAUUAGAGUUCUCAAUUUACUGAAAGAACAUAAGGUGGAUAUAGAUACGGAAUACGAGAAUUUAGGUAAUUUAUGUAAUUUGUUGAAUAUGUGUUUACCGAAGUCAAAAAAUGGAAAAGGUAGUCAAGUUUCCUAUAUGGAGGGAUUAGAAUGGGUAUUGAAUAAUGUACCAAAAGUAUGCAGUAAUGAGAAUUUAAUAGCAGUAAAAAAACAGACCGAAAAGAAUAGUGAAGAACGGAAACUGAUCAAAAAGAAAAUAGGAAAGAAGAAGAAUUGGUUAG